Molecule: messenger RNA, 9632 nt
Organism: Amoebophrya sp. A120
Lineage: Eukaryota; Dinophyceae; Syndiniales; Amoebophryaceae
Source: the annotation of a GenBank genome assembly
AGGCAGUCAUUGUAGGUAGUCAGAAUGGAGCUUUAGUAGGUACUUCUAAGUUUUAUUUAGACCCAUGUUGCAAGACAUGUGGCAGCAGCAGCAAAGCAGACGGCAACACCGCCGGACGCUGCUCCUCUUGGGACGACCACCAGGGACGAUAGUACCGCAGCGUCAGCACCGGUGGGUUUCUUUCUUCGCUUUCAGUUGCAGUGUACAACUUUCUUUGCGAGCGAGUGCUGGAGCAACGACAAGCAACGAGGAUGCAGAUCCUGGUACAAGAACCAGAACCUCUUCCACGGUGGAACAAAGAAGAAUGGAUGAAAGCAUCAGCAACGCCCAUUCCAAGAGCGACCGGGACUACACCGAAGUUGAACAAUACCUUUAUUUAUCAAUUGCAAAAGUGUCUGGGUCUGGAAGAGUCCGAACUUGUGAUGCUGUCUCUGGAUUCUGAAAAAAAUUGUAUUGCAUGACCAGCAAGAGGGUUCCAGUUUGUGCUACGCGGAAAGGGCAUUUCUCAUGCGGAAGGUGAAUCAGGAAGGCCUCUAAGAGUCUGCGAUGCUAGGUCAUGCAUUGCAGGCAUCAUGGGUCAUGAGAAAUAUGCAUGACAGAUCUCGCAUUCUUCCAGACCCAGACAUUUUUGCAUUUGAUAUUAUUUCUCCGAUGAACAAGCGGGCAUCGAUGCCGAGGGCCAGGUGCAGAACGAGAUUUCUGCGACGAGCAGACACGAUAAGCUACUACACCGGCGGAACAAAAAGGGAAAAAACGGCAAGAACGUAAACGACUUGAUGUCCACUUCUUCUUCUUCUUUUUCAAACCCGGCCACGUUUUUACAGGAGCCGCAGCAAGAACUACCUCUAGUACCCGGUACUACUUCUACCGGUAGUAGCAGUACAAGAAGAAGUCGAAAUGAUGAUCAAGAUCAUGAUGCAAGAAGUACAGCGUCUCGACAGCUACGCCUGCUCCCUGUCGAAGGAAAAAAUCACCGAAAACCGCCACAGCAGCUUCGUCAGGACCACCACGAGGAAAGCAGAAGAGCCGACAGUUACUUCCUGCAAAAAAAAUCGUCUGAAAGAAAAGCCAACAAUGUGGUCGAGAUCGGCCCGCCCUACCCGCCGAACGCGAUGCUGAGCCGGUGCCACGACGUUAUCAAAAGGAAAAAUCCCCCGUCCCCUUAUCAAAACGAAGGUUCUGAUGCAGGAUUUGCGUACACAAAUCAGAUCUGUCUUGCUGGAGAGAAAUGCAGGCCCAUACUAAGCCUAAGUAGAGAGGUUUUGGCCUAGGCGUCUAGCAUGAGGAACGUCCGUGCUGUAGGCCCAUCAGCAUCACAAACCGCCUGCACAAUGCUGCGGCGCUUGUGGAGGUGCCUUCUUGCAAGACGGACGCGAUUUGUGGUCUCAAAUCAGCAACACAAAUUUUCGGAAACAUACCUUUUCGAUAUGGGGAGGGGGGGUUUUUCCUGUUAAUAGACGUUCUCGCCUGUUUAGAUGGCUUGGAAUACUUCCCGGACCGUGGGCAAGGUACGGUAGAACUUUACUAUGCACUGUGGUAGUACAGCUGGUUAGUCUUCGUUUACGUGUAUGUUGACUACGUGAAAGGAAGGUGUGUCUAUAAUUUUCGUAUCAUGCAGAGCCAGAACUGUACAACCUAGUUGCAGUCGAGAAAGCUGACUUUUAUUGCAAAAGAUACAUCAGUCAUCUGUACGACCGGCAUCACCAGUUGUGAGCUGCACUAGAUCAAUUUGGAUAAAAUCAAAAAAAACAUCACUCACAGGCGGAAGCACUAUGCAUUGCAAAAGGAAAAGCAUCAUACUCGUAUAAAUGCAUUACAACUUUCCUCAGCAUGAGAAAUAAAAUUUGUAAUGCGGAUUUACCUUAAGAGCAAGAUUUGUAAUGCAAGACUUGCAUUUAUACGAGUACGAUACUUUUGCAAUGCAUAAGUACUAUUCACCAGCAGCCUUUCGCCACGAAGCGGCUGACGCGCGAAGAUAUUCGUGCUAAAUUCCAAGACUAUCCUAAGCAAAAACGUCCCCACCCCAUAGUCAAGUUGGGAAUCUAGCAACACAAGUCGCCAAGUUUUGGGAGCUGUGCAUGACAAGUUUCCCUCUGCAGUGUGGUGCUGGUUGGCAAAGGAAGCCGCAUUAGAAAGCCAUUUUCUCAUCCUAUGCACAGCAUUACAAAUUCCAAAACGCGAUUGCAAAAGCCUCUCAUGGAGCUGCGCAUAACAAAUGCUGCUGUCAUUGCGCAGUUGCAUGACAACUCUGGGGCGGGGACGUUUUUACUCAGGAUAAAGACAAAGCGCUGCUCAUCGUGCAAACCUGCGUCGUAUCAAAUGCAAAUAUGUCUGGGUCUGGAAGGAUGCAAGGUUUGCCAUGCUUGUCUGGCAUGACCGUCAACUCUGUGAUGCUUAGGCGCGAAAAGUAGAUCCUCUUGCCUGUCAUGCAAAAAUGGAGCCUGCCAUGCGGAAUACGCAACACAGAUGAGCUCAAAAACUUGUCAUGCUUGGCCACCUAUUUUUGCAGUGAGCUCAUCAUUCACAGAGUUGCAUCACAAGUUUCCAGACCCAGACAUAUUUGCAUUUGAUACGUCGGGCUGGAAGAAACGGGGGCGCACUUGCGGUUUCUGGAGGAACAUUUUCGCACACGGUACCAGAGCAACCGGCUCGCGAUGUAUCCUGUGUAAAUAAAGCGUCCCCACCACAGAAUUGUCAUGCAAAUCUGCAAGCCUAAGCCGUAAUAUUCAUGCGCGGCAACAGCAUGAGGAGCGUGUCCUAGUUCUAAAAUACUAUAAUUUCGGGAUUUGUAAUGCUGGACUCAGGGUAUUAAGGAAGCCGAUGCUUGUCAUGCGGUUGCACCUGGUAGAGGCAUGCUAGUACACAACUACGAGCUCAACAAACUUGUCAUGCGCAACAGCCAAUCGGCGAGCUGCUUUCUGUACCGCAAAGGUGUAGCCAUCUCGAGGACCUUGCGGUGAAGACGCCGUCUUUACUCAGGAUACAAUAUUGGUUUUCCCAACGGACGGUACCGACGAGUAUUCCGCCUGCGUUCCGCACCCGGCGGGCGCGGCGGCGAGACAAAUUGCCGCGGGCAAAUCCUUAUGGAUUGCAAAAGUAUCGUACUCGUAUAAAUGCAUUACAAAUUUUUUCAGCAUGAGAAAUAAAAUAUGUAAUGCAGAUUUGCCUUAAGACAAAGAUUUGUAUAUGCAAGACUUGCAUUUAUACGAAUACGAUACAGUUGCACAGGAUAAUCCUACGCUGAACUCGAGCACUUGAGCGUGAAAGUGUUCGACGCCGCCGGCCAGGACGCCGGGCUGCAAAUUGCGCUGCAUGCGGGACUAUGCAUUGCAAAUGUGUCUGGGUCUGGAACAAGAAGGGAACUUGUGAUGCUAACUUUGGACUCUAUAAAAAAUCUGUAUUGCGUGACCAGCGAAAGAGUAGUCCAGUUUGUGCUACGCGGGGAGGGCAUUUGUCAUGCGGAAUAGGCAUCUGGAUCUGGAAACUCUCUAAAAAUCUGUGAUGUUAGGUCAUGCAUUGCAGACAUCCUGGGUCAUGCCAAAUAGGCAUGACAAAUCUACUCGCAAUCUCCCAGACCCAGACAUAUUUGCACCUGAUAGGGACCGCACCAGCUCCCGCCCACCUCUGCCGUCGUUACCGUGUUCGCGCUACUAGAAGGAAUAACUGCCCCUCCCCAUAUCGAAAAAGAAUUUUGUGAUGCUGUAUUUGAGUUUCACAAGUCGAUUUGUAUUGCUAGAAGGGCAAGAGCCGCAGCUGUGGCCUCGUUUGCAGGCAAUUUGUCAUGCUGUUUCCCACUUCCAGCUGCCUCUCGCUAUGCUGAAGAUGCAAGGCAUUCCCACGCCCCCAGCACUACAAUCCGCAUCUUUUUCCUUCAAGCAUAACAAAGCUGAUACGUGACCACAAAUGUGCAUUACAGAUUUCCGUUUUGAUAUGGGGAGGGGGAAUUUUUCUUCUUGAUACGCGCCAGCGUCCUCGCGUUUCACCGAUGUGCAUGUGGCCAGCCACAUGGCAGAUGCAUGGUUGGCGAAUGACGCCGAAGCCGCCUGCCCCGUAAUGUCUCCUACGUGGGCCUGCAUAUUAACCCAUCCGGAUAAGGUACCAGCUUCAUUUCUGUGACGUAAGGGCCUUACAGAGUUUGUGUUUUACUUACUUUCAUGUAUCUCUCGACAGACUCAGACAUAAUAAAAGCAUCGAAGACCCAGACUCACCUCCCCGUCGGCUUCAAUGGAUAAAAAAAAAACAAAUUCAAAUGAAACCAUACUGUACAAAAGGUCUACCAACAAGCGUUCACGGAAAAAGACCUGGCGCGCCUCGCCUCAGAACGGUUCUGGAGCCACGUAAAAUCCGACAAGGCGCACUUUAUCCUGAAGGGCCAGGGAGCAGUGCAGCCGGCGAACCAGGAGGCCACCGCUUUGCCCUACCCCUUUGUAAAAUUUCUUGUAGACGUGCACGGUUUUGUCCGCGGUCGCUACGGUGGGCGGGAAUGGCACGAGGCGCAGGGGUAUGUAGUAUGAAUUGCAAAAGCAUUGUACUGUAUCCAAUGCAAAAGUGUCUGGGUCUGGAAGAAUACGCGAUUUGUCAUGCAACUUUUCCAUGACCCAUGAGGUCUGGAAUGCAGGACCUAGCAUGACAGAUUCUGUGCGAUCUCUCUCAUGCCUAUUCUGCAUGAGAAACCCCCUCCCGACUUGGUCAAAACUGGACGACUUUUGGUAAUUAUGCAACACAGAUUUUUGCAUGCUUCAGAUUUAGCAUGCGAAGUUGCAUUCUUCCAGACCCAGACAUUUUUACAUUUGAUAUACUGUACAACUAGCAUAAAUUGCAAAACGAAUUUUCUCAGCAUGAGGAAUGAAAUUUGCAAUGCGGAUUUCGUUUGAGAAAGAGAUUUGCAAUGCAUGACUGCGAUUAGCACGAGCAGUGCGAUGCUUUUGCAAUGCAUAUGUCGCAAGCUCCUACAAAUGGUCCAUGAGCUCCUACAAUGACGAUGAUCAGGAUAUGGGAUUCUCAAUUGUUACAUUCCCAACCGUUACAUGAAUUUGUGAUGCAAGAAUGGCAACAGGGAAAGGCCGGAUCUUGCAGCUCUUGCAUUACAAAUUCGGCACAGAGUACCAUGCUGCUUAGCCCUUCCAAAAUUGUCAUGCGAAGUAGCUCUACCGUGUAUACGUUGAUGCUCAUUGUGCAUGACAAAUCAUCUAACAGUUGAGAAUGUAACAUGUGAGAACGCCAUACAGGAACUGCAGGACGCCGUCAAGCAGGUGGUAGACGCAGAGACCAGCAAGGCCCAUGUGGUAUAUGGGCCUUGGGCCAGUGCCAGCAGCGCGCGGACCUCCAAGGCGCAGGGUUUGUACGAUCUACUGAAAACUCUCGAGCCCCUUCCGGCCCCGGAGCAGGCCAGCGACUCUGAAGAUGAGGAGUACAACCAGCAUCCGCCGGGACAGGAGCCCUGGGACGGUACUUGCUUCAGUAACCGGGUGCUGCUCGUGCUCACCUUGCCCAUGAGUUGCGUGCUGCCGCAGCCCACGGAGCAGCUGCUGAUUCGUCUACACACGCAGUUUUGGAACAAGCCCGUGACUUUUUUACUGUUUCCAACCCCAACCUUCCCCGGGAGCGGCGCAGUGGAACCACGAGGGCCGCAGCAACACACGACGCAACACCAGUCCGGAGCUUUCGACGCCUGCUACAGUCUACUGUCCGAUCUGGAGCAGCUAUCCAAGAAAAAAACGUUGUUAGUGUAAAUUUGUGAUGCGAGCGCAACAUGCAAGUCGAUUGCGUCUUUCAUGCUUGGCAUGCAUCGUGGGGUCCAUUAAAGGGCGUGUUCGCUUACUAUCUGCGCAUGGCAGGUUUUUGCUGUCAUGCAAGAGAUAUUUGAUGUCAUGCUGAUCCUCCAAAAAAGUAUACACCUACAAUGUUUUUUUCUUGGAAAGCAGCGACUCGACGAACAUCACGACGCGUCCUUGGACAGUCAUUAUGCAUCUUGUAAAAGUUUCCUCGUACUGGCAUCGAUUGUAUUUACAAAUAGAAGGCCUCGUUCUUCCAAUUUGUACCAGAAAAAACUGCAAUUUGUACCAUAUGACUGAGUUCGUCCCAUUGGCCAUAGAUCUGUCAUGUGCAUCACUGAAAGUAAGUACGAAAACCUACGAUGGUGCUUUUGUAUUUGAUAGUCUUGACGGGAGAACUACAGCAAUGACCUCUUCGUCUCGCCGCGACAGCGGUGGCUCGCAGAUUACCCCGUUGAGUCUGUGCCAGCCCCGGAAACCCUGCGCCAAGGUGUUAUGAACUGCAAAAGUAUCGUACUCGUAUAAAUGCAUUACAAAUUUCCUCAGCAUGAGAAAAAAUUUGUAAUGCGGAUUUACCUUAAGAAAAAGAUUUGUAAUGCAUGACUGCAACACGAGUGCGAUACUUUUGCACAAGAUAGGUGUUCCCCGCGGUCCAUGUGAACCGGAAGAGUUUUCACCCAACGAUAUCCUAGGUAAAAACGUGCCCACCCCAUAGUUGUCAUGCAAUUCUGCAUGCCAAAAAAGUUUCUCAUGCGGAGCCCUAUGAGAAGCAUUUUCUAUUCGUGCUUUGGAAUUUGUGAUGCUAGAAUCAGCAUGCUAUGCUAGAUCUGUGAUGCGUCUGAACCAACUAAGCAGGACUACACUACGAGGACAAACUUGUCAUGCCAGACAACCAAGGCUGGCUGAUUUGUCUAGCAGAUUUCCCAUCUUGACUAUGGUGUAGACACGUUUUUACUCAAGAUAAACGACCGGCGCGGAGUUACCCAACGCCGACGUGGCGCCCUUAUUCGAGUUUCUGAAAGGCGAGGCGCCGGAGUUCGGGCACGUGUCUACGAGGAGCAAAGGUGAAAAUGGAGAGGCGACAAGUAGUACUAUCUAAUCGGAACAAAUAUGUCGUCACUGUGUUUAGAGGUCCUGUCGAAAGAUUUUUAUGCAGCACAUUUUUGUAAUGAUUGCUCAAAAGUUUAUCUUUAGUCGCAUCGAUUUUGACGGAGUUGUGAUCUUGUCUCCAUGUGGUGCGGCUGUAAAAGCGCAUGACAAGUUCAAUAUUUGAUGGCUCCUUCAUCUCGGCACCACAGAAGCGCGCAAAAAUUUGUCAUGCUUGGCUGCUUAAUUUCUAAUUUUAUACACUUACUUUCUUUGCUACUCGUCUUGUCUACUAGCAUGACAAAUUCCCAGUGACGGAGAUCGAUGUUUGCCCUGCAUAGGGGGUGAUGAAAUAUGAAAUGCAAAAGCAUCGUACUAGUAUAAAUCGCAUGACAAAUUUCCUCAGCAUGGGAAAAAAAAUUUGUAAUGCGGAUUUUACCUGAGAAAGAAAUUUGUGAUGCAUGAAUGCGAUUAGUACGAGUGCGAUAGUUUUGCACAGGAUAUGAAAAAGCGUGGUACGAAGCGGUGUCGGAAAACGUGUCGUGGCUAUAUGCAUUGCAAAAGUAACGUACUAGUAUAAAUUGCAUUACAAAUUUUCUCAAGAAGAAAAGUGGAAUUUGUAAUGCUGUUUUACCUUUGGACGAAGAUUUGUCAUGCGUAUUUGCAAUUAGUACGAGUACGAUACUUUUGCACAGCAUAGGCUAAUGGUAUCCACAACUGCAAUGACCAUGUCUAGGUCUGGAACAAACGUUCUAGAAACCUGUGAUGCGCAUUUCGGAUCAGACAAAAACCUGUCAUGCAUGGACAGGAAAUAAAGUAGCCCUGUGGUAUUCAUCGUGAUCAGGUACAACUUAUUGAGCCAAUAGUACCACAACGCCGUCGAACCUGUGAUCAUGCUAUAAUUGCUUCUAUCUGCAAGAGCUACUACUGGGUCACUUCAUGGAAAAAGAGCAUGACAAGAAAAAUAUCCCGAACAAACCAGACAGGCUUGCGAAAAUGCAUACAUGGGCACGACGACGACGCCGGAACAAUCUGGCUACACGGUGGUGGAGGACCCGGCCAUUGAGUAAAAUAGCUUUUGACGUAGUAGAAAAUUAUGAGAAUGUUGUAAGACAUUAACAAGUGUAUGUUGCAUGACCGACUCGUUUUGUUUCCCACGUCAAAAAACAGAGCAUUACUUUUUCGCGGAUUCUACAAGAAGGUCAUCGACGCCAACACAAUAAAAUACAACAGCUUGAAGUCGAACUUUGUCGAGUUUCUGAUCGACCGACGGGGAUUUCUAUGGCGUUCUCAAACGUUACACUCUCAACUGUUACAUGAACUUGUAAUGCAAGAACGGCAAAAGUGAAACGGCGAAGUUUGCGCCUUUUGCAUUACAAGUUCCGCACAGAUUUAGGUGCUGUCUAGCCCCUCGCAGAUUUGUCAUGCGAAGCAGCUUGACCAUCUGGCGGCUUAAGGUAGUUUUGCAUGACAAAUCCAUGUAACAAAGGCGGCUUAAGGUUGUUGUCUCUCGGUAGAAAUCACGCUGUUCAAAAAUUUCUGUUUUGGAGUUUACCGGGUACGCGGUUAAGAGUUUGUCGACGUAAUUUACAAAGGGACGCCCUGCCCUUAGUUUCCCAACAUGACAAAUCCAUGUAACAGUUGAGAAUGUAACGUUUGAGAAUCCCAUAAUUUCCUUGUGGACGGUAUGGAACCGGGGUUGCAGAUGAACUGUAUGCGAGGUAUGCAUUGCAAAUUCGUCAUCUCCUGGUGCAUCUGGAAGAUGAGUGCGAGGUUAUUGGUCAUGCAUCUCGUGGAUGAUCACAAAGCUGGUCUUCUGGAAUGCUGCACGACCCAGAAGCAUCACAAAUUUAAUUUGUUUGCAAGAGUUUCUUAAACCAUGCCGAUUUCGCAUAACGGGAUCUUUUGCGAGGCAAGAAAUGGACAGUAACUUUUAUUGCCGUUCAUCUUGUUCGUGCAGCACAAAGACUUUCGCGAUUCAAAUUUAGCAUGACAAACUUCGAAGCUUCCAAAGAGCCCAGAUCUCGAUAUUUGCAGUGGAUACGAGGGUCCUUGCUGCGGACAUGACUCACCUGGUGGACCCGCAGACCAGUUGUGGAAUGGUGUGACGUUAUGGAGAAACAGGUUCAUUUUGGUCCACGAAAAACUAAAAAAAGUUUUGUCCAACCCUGAGAAACUCGACUACGUUUCUACGAUUUUUACCCUAAAAACAUUUUUAGCUACUGUAUUAGUGUUUCUUCUAUUGCCAUGACAAAAUGAAAUUGUAUCAAUGAGCCACCUGCUGUCGUGCGGCCCACGAGGCAGCUACUACGCACUGCGAGAACGACACCUUUUUUUAUUUUUUCACUGUCAAACGUAUUUCUAUUUUCGCAAAUAAACCAGAGCAGCUCGCUGCUGGUGCCCCCCUUGUGUAGGGCCAUCAAAGCUUCGGUGGCAAAGCACCACAUGAAGAGUUUUACAGUUUCCGAUAUGUUUACAUUGUAUACGGCAAUCGACAAGAAAGAUGUUUCAUCCGAUAUGUUUCAGUUUCUUCCAGAAGACCAGCGACAAGAAUUAGAAUCGUGCCAUAAUAGAAGCCGAAAUUAAAUUGUUUCUCUGUAUUAAGGUGCAGGCGUGAGAGUCGAGAAAUAAAGUCGGGGGGGAAAUUGAAAUACGAAUGCAAUAUGUAUAAAAUGAAGAUGUGAGAUUUUUUUGAUUGUAUGAUACAAUUGUAGUAGAACUGUACUUACAUUUUGAACUUGACAACCAAAGUGAAGUAAAACCAGUUUCUUG